CGCGGCGGCGGCGCGCAGGGGACGCGGCGGCAGGGGCGGGAGGAAGGGGCGGGUCGCGGAGGCCGCGCCCACCGCCGCCGCGCUGCCGCCCGUGCGGGUGAAUGGGGCUCGGCGGCCCCGCGCGGGGGCGGGCGGCGGGGGGGGGGGAAGGAGCGUCCUCAGGUGAGGCGGCGGCGCCCCGGGGAGCGCUCCUCGGGAGCAGCGGUCGCCCGUCCGCCCGCCCGCGGCAGCUCCUUCGCUCAGCGGCCCCGUGCCAUUGUCCUGCGGGGCCGGCGGGGCAGGGCACGGCACCGCACCGCGGCGAGACCCUGCUCCCGGCCCGCCCCUCGGGCCAGGGGAAGCGGAACCGGGCCCGCCUCGGGUGGGCCCCGCCUAGGGAGUCGUGCCGUGACCCGGCGCCCGGGAGACGCCCCGGAGCGGCGGGGAGGGCGAGGGGCGGGCUGCGCUCCCGGCCGGCGGAGCUCGGCGCUUCGCGGGUCUCCGGGCUGGCCGAGGCCGGUGGCGAAGCCCUCCGCCGGCAGACCCUUCCCCACCCUCUCCCUCACCCCGGCCCCUCCGCUCCCUGCGGCGGGGUCUGUGCCCCCCAAGUGACCCGCGCUCGGUGCAGUGGUAACACUGGAGUCUGCGUGCGGGAAAGAAAACACGUAACCCCCGCAGCCCGCUGCGUGAGCUCGGCAGCGGGCCCGCCUGUUCUCAAGCUGUAAUCAUUCAAUGUGUCCAAGUCACUUUGUGCGAUUCUGCCGUUAUCUUUCUCGCUGACGGGAUCCUCCAGCGGCACAGCAUGGGUGUUAAUGCCCUCCGCAUCACCUCCCACCUCUCUCCCUUCUUCUGGCAAUGACAAAAACAAUGUGGCAGAAAGCCUUGUAGCCGGUGGUGUCACGCUAAUAACCGGAGGCCCUUGACAAUUUACGAGGUAGAGCCACGUAAUGGCUCUUCUAAUCUGUGUCCGAGGACCGUGUUCAUGCCCUCCUUCCUCCAGAUCCAAGCAGCUCGGAAUACCCCAAAGCCACUUUGCAUCCCUCCCUUUUGCAUUUUCUGCUGCUCAGCUGCAACUGAGGACUGGAAUUCAGAUGUUUCCAAAGGCUAAGCCAGCUCAGGUUGAGCAGUAUGGUGUGCCUCCUCUCCAAACAACCCGACUAAUGAAGGCUUUUUGAAUGCUAAAGAAAUGGCUCACCCGGGCAUAAACCAGAAGAGAAUGUGUUUCUGUUUAGUAUCAACCAGAUGCAAGAGGCUUGGCAGGCUACUGCUGAGCAAACCCAGCCGACUCCAUCGCAUCUCAUCAGCAUGGAUCACCCUUAAUACAGGGUCGUGAGGAGGAUGCAUGACUAAUGUUCUGGACACAUUCAGAGAAUCCAAAAGCUUCAAAAAGCAGAGUAAUCCUUCCUCUCACAGUGAGGUUUCCCCCAUCAUCUCUGAAACAACCUCCCGCUUUGCAGUCUUUGUUUCUUUGGAAAGUCUGUUUGUAUUUAAGAGGAAAAAGUAGCUGAGAUCUUCAUAUGUCUCACUACAGUCAGUGUCCUAGGACAGCAGCGCUUAUGCAAGAUCAUUUUGGUCUUCUUUGAUGAUCUGUAAAUAGCAUAAUGCAGGAUACAGUCGGAGAGGUUUCUGGAGUGGGGGGAAGUGGUUUUUUUCUGGUGGUUUUGGUUUUUUGAAGGUUAUUGUUCUUUUUACUUAAUAUGUCUAGAGUUUGGGCUUUGAAUAUGUAGGAAAAGAUUUUUUAUUUCACUUCUUUGGAUUAUUUUCCAUAGAACUAGUAUAGAAAGAAAAUGCAAUUUACUAUACAAUAGAAGUGAGAGAAUUGCAACAACAAAGCAUGAGCUUUCUCUCUGGUUAUAGUGAAGGGCUUUCCAAAAAUGGUGGGCUAAAAGAAAAUGGCUCUGACAGUGUGCUCCUGUUAGCAUCUAAGAUUAUCAAAACAGAAUUGAAUUAAGUAAUUUAAUAUAUUAUUCUCAUCACUGAUUAUGUUAAUCUAAUUUAUAAAUACAUCUUUUGCUCUGGACCAGACACAGAGCUGACGCCUGAACCAAUUCCAUGAGGUCAUGGUUAGCUGAACAAGAUGAGGAUCAGACUACUAUAUAGAUAGUUAAAAUAUACUGGCUAGUAUAAUUCUUCCUGUCCUCUUCUUUCUUUCCCUUGCCCCCAAGUCAUUUUCAAUUUCAGGUUGCCAUGAGUCAGCCGACUGCUGAAGUGUUGCAUAGCAGACCAUUAAAGGAAAUGCUUUCAACCAAAACUCUUUAGCUUUAUUUUAUUUAUGAAAUUAUGCAGUAUUUCUCAACUGUCUUCUGAGGGAGGAGGAGUAAACUAUCUCUAAAAUUCUUUAAGAAUGCUAAAAUAAACAGUUAUUGGCAUGACUCAGCAGAUAACGACAACGAUCGCCAGCAAGGGCUUUUCCUAAUGGAAUAAUAUUUUUGUUUUGUUGUAAAAAAGGCAAAACAACAUCACCAGAAAAGGAAGCAAAACUUGCUAUCAAACACAGUCCUUUGACUCCUGAAUGUGAAGCUCGGUCUUCCUACCAGCGUACCCUGCUCCUUGUUAUACAAGUAAACAAUUCAUAGAUCUUCCAUCAAGCACCUCUGAAGAGGAAUGAAAACAACAGCUGAAGCAUUCCACUGUGCAUCUUUCCACCAAGGUUCCUAAUAGUGCCCCUCGUACUGUCAAAUAGCAUCAGCAAAUCUAACCACAAGCCUCUGUAGACGUGAGUCUGGAGUAUGGUAUGUGUCUUUCAGUCUGUUCCCAGUAGACUCAAAUAUUUAAGUGAAAAUUCCUUGAAUAAAAAUGGAUUGUUUUUUCCCCCUAGAUUUAUCAUUAAAAGAAUUUGUAUUGUGCUGCAGGCUAUUCAGUGAGGGCUGAAGUCUCUUUUUGUGUAAAUACUGUUUAUCAAGUGUAAAUCAAUGCAUUGUGUAUUAAGUGUAAAAAUGCUUUUCUGACACUCAGAUAAAUUAUGAUUGUUGUUUUGA
Aquila chrysaetos chrysaetos is the source of this 2957-nucleotide messenger RNA. Its product is annotated as circumsporozoite protein-like. The transcript is spliced from 2 exons. NCBI's taxonomy places the organism in Eukaryota, Metazoa, Chordata, Aves, Accipitriformes, Accipitridae. The record is from RefSeq and is a predicted model, not a curated record. The coding region runs from base 102 to 704 and encodes 200 amino acids.